AUGCUAAGGACAUCCACUCCUGGGGGUGCUCUGAGCAGCUGGGCCCUCAGACUCCCUACUUCUUCUGGCAUUUUCCACCUCUGCCUCACAUUCUGGUUGGGCCAGGUGGGCUUGCCGCAGGGACACCCCCAGUGCCUGGAUUAUGGGCCCCCCUUCCAGCCCCCGGUGCACCUCGAGUUUUGCUCAGACUACGAGUCUUUCGGCUGCUGUGACCAGCAUAAGGACCGCCGCCUCGCUGCUCGGUACAGGGACAUCAUGGAUUACUUUGACCUCAGGGGCCAUGAGCUGUGUGGGGGCUACGUUAAGGACAUCCUGUGCCAGGAGUGCUCACCCUAUGCCGCUCAUCUCUACGAUGCUGAGAACCCUCGGACGCCCCUCCGGAACCUUCCUGGCCUCUGCUCUGACUACUGCUCCGCAUUCCAUUCCAGCUGUCACUCUGCCAUCUCCCUACUGACCAAUGACCGUCACCUGCAGGGCUCACAUGAAAAAGAUGGUGCCCAUUUCUGCCACCUCCUCAACCUUCCUGACGAGGACUAUUGCUUCCCUAAUGUCCUGAGGAAUGACCAUCUUAACCGCAACCUGGGUGUGGUGGCCAAGGACCAGCAGGGCUGCCUGCAGCUCUGCCUGACCGAGGUGGCCAAUGGGCUGAAGAACCCGGUCUCCAUGGUCCACGCUGGGGACGGCACCCAUCGUUUCUUUGUGGCUGAGCAGGUGGGCGUGGUAUGGGUCUACCUGCCUGAUGGGAGCCGCCUGGAGCAGCCCUUUUUGGACCUCAAGAAGAUCGUGUUGACUACUCCCUGGGUAGGGGAUGAGAGAGGCUUCUUGGGGUUGGCUUUUCAUCCCAGAUUCCGCCGCAACCGGAAGUUCUAUAUUUAUUAUUCAUGUCUGGGCAAGAAGAAGGUAGAAAAGAUCCGGAUUAGUGAGAUGAAGGUUUCUCGGGCUGAUCCCAACAAAGCUGACCCCAGAUCAGAAAGAGUCAUCUUGGAGAUAGAAGAACCAGCCUCAAAUCAUAAUGGCGGACAACUUCUUUUUGGUGUGGAUGGCUACAUGUACAUUUUCACUGGGGAUGGAGGACAGGCUGGGGAUCCCUUUGGCAAGUUUGGAAAUGCUCAGAACAAAAGUUCCCUGCUGGGGAAGGUGUUACGGAUCGACGUGAACAGGGCAGGCUCAGACAGCAGGCCUUACCGAGUGCCCCCGGACAAUCCGUUCGUGGCCGAGCCAGGGGCCCACCCCGCCGUGUAUGCCUAUGGGGUCAGAAACAUGUGGCGCUGUGCCGUGGACCGAGGGGACCCCGUCACGCGCCGGGGCCGAGGCCGGAUGUUCUGUGGGGACGUGGGACAAAAUAGGUUUGAAGAAGUUGACAUCAUUGUGAAAGGCGGGAACUACGGCUGGAGGGCCAAGGAAGGGUUUGAGUGUUACGACAGGAAGCUUUGUCACAAUGCCUCUUUGGGUGACAUUCUGCCAAUCUAUGCUUAUGGUCAUGCAGUGGGCAAGUCAGUCACUGGAGGAUACGUCUACCGUGGGUGUGAAUCCCCAAAUCUCAGUGGCCUCUACAUCUUUGGGGACUUCAUGAGUGGUCGACUUAUGGCUUUGCAGGAAGAUAGGAAAACCAAGAAAUGGAAGAAACGGGACAUUUGCCUUGGCAACACUGCGUCCUGUGCCUUCCCAGGGCUGAUCAGCACCCACAGCAAGUUUAUCAUCUCUUUUGCUGAAGACGAAGCAGGGGAGCUCUACUUCCUGGCCACCGCCUACCCCAGCGCCUAUGCACCACACGGAUCGAUUUACAAAUUUGUUGACCCAUCGAGGCGAGCACCCCCCGGCAAGUGCAAAUACAAGCCAGUGCCGGUGAAAACCAAGAGCAAGCGUGUCCCGUUCAGGCCGCUCGCCCAGACAGUCUUGGACUUACUAAAGGAGCAGUCGGAGAAAGCUGCUAGAAAAUUCUCCAAUGCAACCUUAGCCUCCAGCCCAGAGCAGGCCUCGUCUCAGAAAGGCCCCUCCAAGGAGUCCGCUUCUCCCACAAGCAGCAGGAAGGCGUCUCAAAGGCCUGGUACCAAGAAGAGAGCCAGAAUGUUGUCCCCAGGCCCCCAGGGCAAGAGGAGGCCAAGCCCAAAAUCCCCCAGGGGCCAGGGCCGGCCAUCAGCACAGCUGAGGCGGGCUGGCAGAAGUCUCCCUCGGCCUCUUCUGCCAAGCUCCGAUGCGCACUGCACUCGUGCGGACAGCCCGGUCCACGUCAGCCCCGCUUCAGACCCUUGGUGGCCGCGGACGCUUGCGGCUACGUGGCAGAUCGUCCGUUAUCAGCCCCUGGUCCCAAAAUACGGGAAAAGGAAUCCGGGGUGGGGAAAAUCCGCCUGUUCUGAAAAGACUCUGGUGGCCGCAGUCCCGCGGCGCUCCGGAAUUAAUUCAGGGAAACCGCGGAGAAGCGAGAGCGGCCGCACACGCCCGCUUUCCAGCAGCCCGCGGUUGUUUACUUUCGGGAGGCGCCCCUCCUCCCUCUGCAGGGGCAGGCCCUGCGAGCAGGGCAGGACGCGGGGGUGCGGCUGCCACGUGUCGGCCACCACGCCCGAUUCCGCCCGGGACACGUUGGCAGCGCUCGGGCGGAGCGGGGCGGGCGGCCGGGACGCGAGCUCGCCGGCCUCCCGGGAGGCGAGUGGGAGCCGGCGCGGCAGCGCCGCCCGCCGGCCGCGCGGCGUCACUGCAGGCGCAGCGCUGGCCCCGCCCUCCGCCUCCUCCGGCAGCGCCCCAGGCGCGCCCCGCCCGCCACCCCGGGAAGCCGCCGCGCACGCCCCUCCAGCUUCUAAUGCAGGGCUGGGGCUCGACUUGCAGGGCGUUGAGAACGAGCCUGUGGGGCCUCGCGUCUCCUUUGUCGAGAACCGAGUCGCAGGUCCUGAACCGUUUACCGAGGGAACGAACGAGUCUACAAGCUCAGACAAAGUCCCACUUAGUGGGCUCCCGCGAGCCUCGCGUCUCUUCCCUUCCAGAUCAAAAGCAGGGGCCCGGCGGGCGCAGGAAAGAUCUUGGCCUUUGGGGUCUGGCAGACCUCAGUUCGAAGACACGCGGAGACCCCGGGUCCCGCCUCCUGCCGUGGAAUUGCAGGGGGCCGCCGGCUGCCCCCGGGGAGACCUCGGGCUGGAGCGGCGGAGGGACCUGGUUCGUGGCCCGGCUCUGCCCCCUGCCGGCGGCACGGGAGUCACUGUAUCCUCAAGGCUCGGGUUCCUCACCUGGGCCGAGGGGCUGAAGGGUCGUGCGGCCCAGGGUGCGUGUGGUCCACCCGGCGGCCGCGCCUCCCCCGCAGGUGCUGCCCGCCGGGGGAGGAGUGACCAUCGGGGAAGAGAGGGCAAGGUCUCGGUGCACUGGAAGCUGACCCUUCACCUCAGCAACCUCCCACCCAAGGUGAUGGUGGGAUCCUCACCUCCUCUCGACUUUGGGGCAGACAAGUGGGCCCUCUUCCUGGCUGUGGCGGAAGCGCCUUCCUGCUGGGGCCUGAAUGGCAGUUCUGUCCCCGGCUCAGGUGCAGGCAGUGACGGAGAAUGCCCCCAUUGUGCAGGGAAAGGGCUUCUGCAGGGCUGUCAGGGCCUGAAUAUAUAUAGCGACCCGGGCUACAGUCACGUCCAGAGUCGCUAUCAGAAAGAAAAUACAGGAGAUCUCCAUGUCCGCCAAGAUGUCACACCUCAGAGAUUUAAAGCUGGACGAAGCGACUUGCUGACCUCCAGCCCGCUCACCGGGGGCACAUCUGUCUUCCUUGAUAGAAUUCUCCAGGCUCUGGCUGACGCUGCUGCUGGGCCGGGCUCUGCUGCUGAACACGGGCCUGAGCCUGCAGGCCUCUGGGAAGCUCGGCCUGCUGCGCGAGGCCCUCCCUGGAACAGGAUGCGCGAGGGCUUGUUUUGCUUUUUUCCUCUUUGUCUUAAUCAGCCCCCAUGA
Enhydra lutris kenyoni (northern sea otter) is the source of this 3918-nucleotide messenger RNA. RefSeq names its product HHIP like 2. The coding region runs from base 1 to 3918 and encodes 1305 amino acids. The record is from RefSeq and is a predicted model, not a curated record. Lineage: Eukaryota; Metazoa; Chordata; Mammalia; Carnivora; Mustelidae. The transcript is spliced from 13 exons.